Messenger RNA from Trematosphaeria pertusa, 1590 nucleotides. RefSeq names its product arsenate resistance ArsH. Gene Ontology annotation, molecular function: oxidoreductase activity. Bases 1 to 1590 code for a protein of 529 amino acids. NCBI's taxonomy places the organism in Eukaryota, Fungi, Ascomycota, Dothideomycetes, Pleosporales, Trematosphaeriaceae. The transcript has 4 exons. The record is from RefSeq and is a predicted model, not a curated record.
AUGACCGUCGCAAUUACGAACGGGGAUCUGAACAAUACGGCAGCAGAACGCAGCCGAAGGGAGAUCGUGGCAGACCCGGCGUACCACGGUAGAUCUUUCGCAAUCCCCAUCUCCCGAGACGAUCCGCUCGUUCGAGAAAAGUAUCGACCGUUCUUGCUAGACGAUGAGACGCCGCAGACUGAUUGGGUUGCUCAGCUCGAACUGAGCACAGCGCUGAAGAUGGUAGAAAGCCAGGUGCUCGACACGGGCGACGGGAGAUUGAGAAUACUCGUUCUACACGGGAGCAUGCGGAAGCGAUCCUACUCGCGUCUGCUCGCAUAUGAGGCUAGUCGGAUACUGUUUCGGCUCGGCUGCGACGUCCGUAUGUACGACCCGAGUGGGCUCCCGGUGAAGGACGACAUUCAGCACUGGCACCCCAAAGUGCAGGAGUUGCGAGAGCUUAGCAAGUGGAGUGAUGGGCAUGUGUGGAUAAGCCCUGAGCAGCAUGGAAACCUGACAGCGGUCUUCAAGAACCAGAUCGACUGGAUCCCUCUAUCGACUGGCUCCGUUCGGCCAACGCAGGGCCGCACCCUGGCCAUCGCACAGGUCUGUGGCGGAUCGCAGUCCUUCAACACGGUGAAUUCGCUACGCAUACUCGGACGGUGGAUGCGUAUGUUCACGAUUCCGAACCAAAGCUCCAUCCCGAAGGCCUACACACAGUUCAGCGACGAGGAUGUGGGGAGCAGGCUCAUGCCAAGCGGCAACCGAGACAGACUGGUCGACUGCAUGGAGGAGCUGGUCAAGUACACGAUUGUCAUGCGGCCACACUUUGACCUGUUCGGCGACCGGUUUAGCGAGCGGGAGGAGAAGCGGGCCAAGGAGGAGAAGGCCAAUGACUCACCGUCCUCUGUCCGCAUCCGCGAGAACCAGCGGCGCUCGCGCACCCGGCGCCGCGAGCUGCUCCAAGAGCUCCAGACGCGCGUGCAGGAAUUCGAGCGUAGGGGCGUCGCGGCUACGCAGGAAAUGCAGCGGGCUGCGCGCAGAGUGGCCCAGGAAAACACACGGCUGCGGAGUCUACUUGCGCGCCACGGCGUGUCGAGCGAUGAGGUGGAUGCCUAUCUAACGUCCUUCGACGCCGCUGAUAUCGUGAAUGGCUUUCGCUAUGCCGACCACCAUGGAGACGGUUUUGUGCGGGGCGGCGAAGGCAUGGUCGACGGUCAAAGGCCUCUUACGCAAGAUCGAGAAGAUGACUCCGCCGCGCGACAACCGGUGUCGAUGGGGCUGAUAUCGCCCGUUCCUCGAGCUUUCAACGACGACCGUGAGGCCCAAGAUAGCCGUGGAACACUGCACCGCGCCCAUGAUUUGCAGAUCGCGGAGAAAGCAGACCUCUGCCCGAAUACCUCUGACUGCUUCUGCCCUCCCACGACAGCAGCCUCAGAUAGCACGCCUAGUGCUGGGCUAGAGAUCUCAUGCGAAACUGCCGCCACCAUCAUCGCUGAAAUGCGUGGAGAUAGGGACAGGGAUGCAGUUCGUGCUUCGCUGGGGUGCAGUGCGGGCGAGUUGUGCAAUGUCCGAAGCGCCACUGUAUUCCAGAUCAUGGACGAGACAUAG